AAGUCCAAGCUCAUUAUCAAAAGCCCCCACUAGGUACGUUUCCCAUUAGUGUUUGUUCUCCAACACUGAUUACCCUGGCUACUUCCUCCCCUCCAAGUUCAUGUGAAUGAAUGCACUGCUCUCUGUUCCAAUUUGAAUCCAUUUGAUAAGAGAGAGAGAGUAGAGUUUCCCAUAGUGUUUGCUCUCUUCAUUUGCAAGGUUUUGUGUGAAAAUGGAUGGUUCGGAUCAUUUGGUGCAUGAGAGGAGCAAGGCACAGUUUGAUGUGGAGAAGAUGAAGAUCGUCUGGGCGGGUUCUCACUACGCCUUUCAAGUCUCCAAUCGAAUUGCUCGCCUUGUGGCUGGUGAUCCGGCCUUUAGAAAGGAGAAUAGAGCUGUUCUAAGUAGGAAGGACUUGUUUAAGAACACUCUGAGAAAAGCAGCUCAUGCCUGGAAAAGGAUCACUGAGCUUGGACUCUCUGAAGAAGAGGCCUCAUGGUUAAGGUUUUAUGUUGAUGAACUAUCUUAUGCUUACGUUCACUGGGGAAUGUUUGUGCCUGCUAUUAAAGGCUCAGGUACUGAGGAGCAGCAAAACAAGUGGUUGCCUUUGGCAACUAAUAUGCAAAUUAUUGGUACAUAUGCGCAGACUGAACUUGGGCAUGGCUCGAAUGUUCGAGGGCUUGAGACCACCGCAAAUUUUGAUCCUAAGACUGAUGAGUUCAUCAUCCACAGUCCUACGCUGACCUCAAGCAAAUGGUGGCCUGGUGGACUGGGAAAGAUUGCAACACAUGCUGUUGUCUAUGCCAGGCUUAUUACUGAUGGGCAAGACCAUGGUGUGCAUGGUUUCAUUGUCCAACUACGGAGCUUGGAUGAUCACUUGCCUCUUCCAGGCAUAACAGUUGGUGAUAUCGGGAUGAAAUUUGGAAGUGGAGCUUUCAAUUCCAUGGACAAUGGUUUUGUAAGAUUUGAUCAUGUCCACAUACCAAGGAGUCAAAUGCUGAUGAGGGUGUCACAGGUUACAAGAGAAGGUAAAUAUGUACACUCCAAUGUUCCCAGGCAGCUAGUUUAUGGAGCUAUGGUUUAUGUGAGACAAAUAAUUGUAGUUGAUGCUUCCAUUGCCUUAUCAAGAGCAGUAUGUAUAGCUGCUAGAUAUAGCGCUGUUCGUCGACAAUUUGGUUCACAGAAUCAUGAGAUCAGUGCAACUGGUGUUGAGACACAUGAGAUCAGUGGAACUGGUGUUGAGACACAGGUGAUUGAUUACAAGACUCAGCAAAGUAGACUUUUUCCUUUGUUGGCUUCUGCCUAUGCUUUCAGAUUUAUUGGUGAGUGGUUGAAAUGGCUAUAUACUGAUUUGACACAAAAACUGGAAGCAAAUGAUUUCUCCACAUUGCCUGAGGCUCAUGCCUGCACUGCUGGCUUGAAGUCCUUGACCACUUCUGCAGCUGCUGAUGGCAUCGAAGAAUGCCGAAAACUAUGCGGUGGGCAUGGCUACCUAUCAAGCAGUGGCCUUCCCGAGUUAUACGCUGUUUUUGCCCCUGCAUGUACAUAUGAAGGAGACAACAUUGUUCUGCUUUUACAGGUUGCAAGGUUCCUCAUGAAGACUAUUUCCAAACUGCCCUCUGGUCGAAAUUACAAGCUUUCUGGAACAACAGCUUACAUGGGUCAUAUGGAACAUUAUUUGAUCAAAUAUAGCUGCAAUGUUCAAAAAGCUGAGGAUUGGUUAAAACCCAAUACAAUACUUGAGGCAUUUGAAGCAAGGGCUAUUAGAAUGUGUUUUUCUUGUGCUCAAAACCUCACCAAGUUUGCAGAUCAAUCAGAGGGAUUUUCGGAACUCUCAACUGAUUUAGUUGAGGCUGCAAUUGGUCAUUGCCAACUAAUUGUUGUUUCCAAGUUCAUUGAGAAAUUGCAGCAGAACAUUGAAGGAAAUGGAGUGAAACAACAGCUGGAGACCCUCUGCUACAUAUAUGCUUUGCAUCUGAUUCAUAAAAAUUCAGGCGAUUUUCUCUCCACGGGUAGCUUAAACCCCAAGCAAGCUUCACUUGCCAAUGAUCAGCUUAGAUCUCUGUAUGCCAAGGUGCGUCCAAAUGUAAUUGCCCUUGUUGAUGCAUUUAAUUACAGUGACCACUUCCUUGGCUCAGUUCUUGGGUGCUAUGAUGGGAAUGUUUAUCCAAAGCUCUAUGAAGAGGCAUGUAAGGACCCUCUCAAUGACUCAGUUGUGGCUGAUGGCUAUAGUGAAUACAUCCAGCCUCUGCUGAACCAGCAACUCCUAAAUGCAAGGCUGUGAAUUAAGAUGGACAAUGGAGACAAACCCCACUAGCCUUCUGUUUUUCCUUUCCUUUUUCUCCUCUCAUCUCAAGUGUGUGUUUUUUUUAUUAUUAUUUAUUUUAAUAGCUUUUGGCAAUAAUUAACUUGUUUUUUCAUCUCCACAGCAACUUGCUUUUUGUUAUAAGGUGGAGUCUAAGAUAAGAUACAUAACAGAAAGACUAGAUGGGAUUGCAGAUCAA
Molecule: messenger RNA, 2480 nt
Organism: Prunus avium (sweet cherry)
Lineage: Eukaryota; Viridiplantae; Streptophyta; Magnoliopsida; Rosales; Rosaceae
Product: peroxisomal acyl-coenzyme A oxidase 1
Biological process (GO): lipid homeostasis; fatty acid beta-oxidation using acyl-CoA oxidase; long-chain fatty acid metabolic process
Cellular component (GO): peroxisome
Molecular function (GO): fatty acid binding; FAD binding; acyl-CoA oxidase activity
Source: RefSeq, a predicted model, not a curated record